UUUAGUCGUGAUUCGUGAUACGUGGGGUUGACGGGUCGCUCGCACGAGAAACUCACUCCGGCCGGAGCUUGAACACCCGAAGCCUCCCACGACGGGCUGUCUUUGCUUCCUUACUUGUUUUUUUAUCCUGAUUGUGACCCGUUCAGGGGUUAUACGGCUCAUUCUCCCCCCCUCGGAACAUAUGGACUCUCAUGAGCAAAUAAUACGAAAUCGAUAGAGUGAAGUAGACUGUAUCGGCGGAUCCCCUGCAGAUUCGGCUCUUGGAACGGUGGCAGUUCCAAGCUCAAGCCCUCCAGCGGUUACCGUGCAUUCCUAAUUGACAAGAAAUCAUGCCGUCGAGUUUGAGGUUUGCUGUCAUUUGCUCGAGCAACCAGAAUCGGAGCAUGGAAACUCAUCUUUUCCUAAGUAAACGGGGUUUCAAAGUACGAUCCUUCGGAACCGGCGACAAGGUCAAACUCCCCGGAAACGCUCCUGACAAGCCAAACGUUUAUGAUUUCGGUACUCCUUACGAGGCGAUGUUCCAAGAUCUCAAGAAAAAGGACCUCCUCCUGUACACCAACAACGGCAUCAUGAGCAUGUUGGAUCGGAACAAACGAAUCAAACUCGCGCCGGAGCGCUUCCAGCAGAACUUCGAUAUUUUCGAUGUAAUAUUCACUGUGGAGGAGCGCGUUUAUGAUCAAGUACUGGAAGAGUUCUCCAAACGACCGAUCCGUUAUACAUCACCCGUGCACAUAGUCAACAUCGACGUGAUGGAUAACCACGAGGAAGCAACUUUGGGCGCUUUCAUGUUUUGUGAACUGGCUCAGCUUAUGGCGGACUCCGAGGAUCUCGAUAACGACAUCGACGAGUUAUUACAAGAAUUCGAAUCUUCAAAGAAUCGACCCAUACUCCAUACGGUCCAGUUCUACUAGGUCACCCCACUGCGAUAUCGGUGCGGUAAUAAAGUCGAGGAGAUGAAUUUCAGCUAUGAGACGGGCACGGUCCCGCGUUGUAUCUGACUCAUUGUGAGACGCGAGUCGCUUCUAAAGCUUGAGAGGAAGCUUGAUCCUCAGCUGAACUUUAAGGCAUGGACGUCUGAAUGGAUCCGUGCGGAGAUGGAAGACUUGCUACGGAAGCAGUAAUGAUGUAGCUUGCAGAUUUC
Messenger RNA from Galendromus occidentalis (western predatory mite), 1141 nucleotides. It is a transcript of the gene Ssu72, whose product is annotated as Ssu72 CTD phosphatase. The record is from RefSeq and is a predicted model, not a curated record. Gene Ontology annotation, cellular component: nucleus. Gene Ontology annotation, molecular function: phosphoprotein phosphatase activity. The transcript has 6 exons. The coding region runs from base 330 to 911 and encodes 193 amino acids. Lineage: Eukaryota; Metazoa; Arthropoda; Arachnida; Mesostigmata; Phytoseiidae. Gene Ontology annotation, biological process: mRNA processing.